AUGACUUCGCCAGCGUCUCACUCGACCACCCCACCGAGCCACAGCGAAAAGGACGAGCUGCCCGCGCCACUCUCGUCGUCGACAGUCCCUCGCUCGCUCGCCUCGACAGACUCGUCACUCGCCCACGCCGCCCACAAGCUGGAGGACUACCACGCCCCUCUUCCUCCGCUCGACAUGACUCUCGCAGUCGCGGCAGAGUACGACGCAGACACCUCGGACACCGACUCGCACGCCGCUGCAGACCGCACCCUCACGGCCAAGUCGCAUGUCGCGCCAGGAUCGACCACCAGGUCCGACUCGCCUUCGCCCCUCUUCUGGAGCGAGAGCGGGUGGAACGCGGGCAGCUUCACCUUUGCGCCGUUCGCGGGGGACGAGGGCGUGUCGACGACGCCUGCCGCCACCACCUCGACAGCUGCGUCCGCUCGCGACCACGACAAGCAGCGCGCCUUCACCGCCUCGUCCCCGCCGUCCCAGCCGUCCCAAGCGUCGACGAGCACUCCACCCGCCACCGAGGGAACCGUCAAGGCCCGCUCGAAACUCGCGCCGACUGCGCAGCCGUUCGCACCCAAGUCGCCCGCUCAGCCGCAGCGCACCCACCGUUUGCCCUCGCUCGACCUCUCGACGACGCUCGAGCACUUCUCGUUCCCGGCCAAGGGCACCUACGCGACGACGACCACCAGCCCGACGACUUCCUCCUCCCUCGAACCAUGCACGCCGCCCAACAGCUCGCAGUUCGACGCAGAAGGCCAUCUCGUCUCGCAAGGCGCCAAGUACUCGAUCGCAGACGAGAUCCUCCAGCUCCAGUCGGCGCCGCUCGGUCCUGUCCACCCCGACGAACUCGAGACGCUCGACAGCUUGUUCGAAGACGACUUGCCCUCGCCCGCCGUGCCCUUCCCGACCUCGAUGGCGUCCCGCCUCCGCACGGUCAGCGAACAGUCGGCGUUCAACCGCGGCAUCGAGGCGUGGCGUCUGCAGCAGCCGCCCACUCGCUUCCUGCCGCAGCAGCCGGCGCUCUCGUCGCCCUCGCUCGCUAGUACAUUCGAGCGCUCGCGCAGCUCGAGCAUCGCCUCGACCACGAGCUCGUACUUCCCCGCCGCCGCCAGGCCGUCGUUCGACCGCGCCAACACGGCCGCCCAGCUCCAGUCUUACUUUGGCCCGUCGACGACCGAAGUCAACGUCCCGUUCCCCGUCGAGCCGUACCCCCCUCCUGCGCCUUACCUCUCUCGCACGCCUUCGUACGCCAGUCUCGCCGGAGUCGGACCAGGACCAGGACCGUUCGCGAGCCCGCUCGCCGCGCACCCGGAACCGUUCAACCUCCUCCCCGACGACCCUCUCUACCUCGAAGCGCGCGAAACCUUCAUCAACGCCUCGUGCUCGUCGCUCUCCGGCCCGCCAACGCCGCUGCACAGGCAAACGAUGGGCGCGCACUUUGACAAGGCGAUGCACACGCUCAACCCGCUCGCGACGCUCUACGGCCUCUCGCAGGAAGCGGCGAACCAGCUCCUCGCUGAUCCAGCCAAGAGCGGCGUCAGCGACGUCGUCCUCCGCGUCGCGGUCAUGCGUGGGAGGCAGCAGCAGCUGGCGAGCGUGCAGAGGAGCGCGAUGGGUCAGGCUUUGCCCGGACCGAGCCCGAACAACCGCAAGAUCAGCCUGUACAAGACCGAGUUGUGCAGGAGCUGGGAGGAGAAGGGCAAUUGCCGCUACGGCGUCAAGUGCCAGUUUGCGCAUGGCAUUCAGGAGCUUCGCGAGGUUGCUCGUCACCCCAAGUUCAAGUCCGAGAUCUGCCGCACCUUCUGGCAGCAAGGGUCGUGCCCGUACGGCAAGCGGUGCUGCUUCAUCCACGCCCUGCCCGAGUCCGACUCACCCGCCGGUUCGCCUCGCAAAGGCUCCGUCGCAGGCAGCCGCUCCGCAAGCCCGUCUCGCGGACAGGCUCGCAUGACCUCGACCGCCAUCACAGGCGCUCCGUCCCGCACGUUCGGACCGGCCCUUUCCGAGCUCAUCGGCUCAACGUCGAGCUCGUCGUCGUCCGUCAACGGUGGCUCGCCUAAGCACUCGAUGAAGCUCGAGCUUGGCGCCGCUGCGCCCGCUGCCUCGCCCGCAUCCACCUCGACCGCCCAUUUCGAGUCGUCGACGCUCUUCGGCCUCGGUAUCCGCGAGCGUCCUGGCCAAGCUCCGCCCGUCUUCAAGGACGCCCCGCAGAGCCGCCUCCAGCGCCUCGCCAGCCUCAGCGGCGGACCUUCCUCGUCCUCGCUCGCCUCGCUCGCCGCCUCGUCGAGCCCGACCGUCCCAACCUCGAGCGCGUUCGGCGCCCCGCACACGCGCCACGACAGCACCCACUCGUUCAUGACGAGCUCGUCGACCUCGUCGUCCGCCGUCGCGUGCUCGCCGCUCCUCACCCGCUCAGGAUCGUCGUCGAGCCUCUCGUCCGGCGCUGGUUCGCCCGUCCUCCACCGCGUCGGACAUGACUGGCUCUCGUCGUCUUCGGCCGCCAAGAACGCCGCGCUCGACUGGCCCGCGAUCGAGGAACUCGCCCUCGACGACCCGACUCCCCUCCCUCCUUCCUCGACCUCUGCCCUCGCCGGCCGUUUCUAUUGA
This is a messenger RNA of Rhodotorula toruloides NP11, 2595 nucleotides long. RefSeq names its product CCCH finger DNA binding protein. Gene Ontology annotation, molecular function: metal ion binding; mRNA binding. The transcript is spliced from 4 exons. Bases 1 to 2595 code for a protein of 864 amino acids. The record is from RefSeq and is a predicted model, not a curated record. NCBI's taxonomy places the organism in Eukaryota, Fungi, Basidiomycota, Microbotryomycetes, Sporidiobolales, Sporidiobolaceae.